AAUUAGAACGACUUGGAACAUUUUAUAGAAGAUUGUUAUUGUUUGUUAAUACUUUCAUGAUCGUUUAUGCACUUUCAAUUAAGAAGUUUUUGCUGUUAAUAACGGCAGUUUCAAUGCUUUAAAUAAAGCAUUGUUGAAAUUAAAUGGCCACUACUACUGCACCUACACCAUCUCAGCCUCUACCAGGUUCUGUCUUAACAUUUGGCAACAAAGACGGAAUCAUGAAUUUCAUCAUGAGGAUUGAACUCCUCUACUAAAAGGACUUUCAAGUACUGAUUCAAACAAAGCGGGUAAAAGACGAAAGCCUGGUAUUAAGGACUCUGAUGAGGAGGACAUCCAGGGACCUAAGUUCUCAAGGAUGGAUGACGAUAAUAUGCAAGACAAAGAGCGUUUCGCCAGGGAAAAUCACAGUGAGAUCGAAAGACGACGGAGAAAUAAAAUGACCGCCUACAUUACCGAGCUAUCAGACAUGGUGCCUACUUGUUCUGCAUUAGCUCGAAAGCCAGAUAAGUUGACCAUCCUACGCAUGGCAGUGGCACACAUGAAAACGUUAAGAGGCACUGGUAAUACAAGUUCUGACGGCAGCUACAAACCUUCUUUUCUGACUGAUCAAGAGCUAAAGCAUCUUAUUCUGGAAGCUGCCGAUGGGUUCUUAUUUGUUGUUGCUUGUGAUACUGGAAGAAUCAUAUAUGUGUCUGACAGCGUUGCUCCAGUUUUGAAUCAAUCUCAGGCUGACUGGUUCAAUGCUUGUAUCUUUGAUCUUGUCCAUCCUGAUGAUUUGGAAAAAGUGCGAGAACAACUGACGACGCAAGAAUCUCCUAAUGCUGGACGCAUUCUUGAUUUGAAAACUGGAACCGUAAAGAAAGAAGGUCACCAAUCAUCAAUGCGAUUAUGUAUGGGGUCUCGAAGAGGCUUUAUUACCCGCAUGAAGAUUGGCAACUUUCAGCCAGAGUGUUCUGGUCAUUUGCACCGUAUUCGACAGAGGAAUAGUUUAGGUCCGUCUACUGAUGGCAAUGCUUACGCAGUUGUGCAUUGUACAGGAUAUAUAAAGAACUAUCCCCCUAGCGGUGUACAAAUUGAACGAUUAGACCCAGAGGAUCACGGAGCUAGCCAUUGUUGUCUUGUAGCUAUUGGAAGACUGCAAGUGACAAGCACACCUAAUAACAGUGAUCUCAUGGGCUCUAAUUCAUCGAAUGAAUUCAUUUCAAGGCACAAUAUUGAAGGAAAGUUUUCUUUUGUCGAUCAAAGGGUUCAAGGUGUCUUGGGAUAUCAACCUCAAGAACUCCUAGGCAAAACAUGUUUUGACUUCUUCCAUGCAGAAGAUCAGACGCAUAUGAAAGAAAGCUUUGAACAAGUUCUGAAACUCAAAGGUCAAGUGAUGUCGGUCAUGUAUCGAUUUCGAGCAAAAAAUCGUGAGUGGGUUUGGCUGAGAACCAGUAGUUUUGCUUUCCUCAACCCUUAUACUAACGAUAUAGAGUACAUAGUUUGCACAAACACAUCUGCCAAAAGCCUACAUCACCAACAAGAUGUUCCUGUAUCAGGUCCUGACCAAGGUCCUGUCAGUUCCUCUGGAGAAAAUGCCAUGAAUCAGUAUAGCCAUACCAUGGGACCAGGAAAUUUGCUAUCAUCUUCUAAGCCACAUGCAGAAGGUCUUGAUUAUAGUUUGUCUCGGUCCGGUGAAGUGUAUCCAUCUGUUGUUCCACGUGCCCACCAUCCUGGCUCUCAAGGUAUUCCAGAACGGCGUCCAGGAUCUGGUCAAGCUGUUUACGCCAAUUACGAAAGCAGUGGUCAACACUCUGGCUUGAGUUAUCCGAACACAAGCGUAGGAGGAGCUGGCAGUCUUGGUGGAUCAAUGCCUCAAACACCUCCAUCUGCUGUGGUAAGCGCGAGUGGAGGUGUUCUUACUCGAAUUUCAAAAUCUUCUGCGACUACGUCAUCAUCAUCAUCACCACAGGCAGUUUGGGUGCAGAGACAUCUAGCUCAGGCGAACUCAGAAGCAUUUGGCCAAAAUUAUAACCAAAUGAGUUCUCCUGCUCGCAGUCCAUCCGGUCCAACUUAUACACAACUUGGCUCAGCUCCUGGUCCAAGAGGUAUUUGGGGUCAAUGGCAAGGUCCAGGAACUCCAGAUGGGCCACCAUCAUCUACAACUGCUGGUCCACACCCUCAGAGUCAUGGACCUGGUGGAAAUGGACCACAGCAACAAGAACUUUCUGAUAUGUUACAAAUGCUGGACCAAGGUGGUGCAUCGUCUUUCGAAGAACUGUCAAUGUUCAACACAUUCCCCGAAUAACAAGAAAAGUGUGAUUUUCACGAAAACUCUCGGUGCAUUGCUGUCACUGGAAAGUGUUCGCCAUAAUUUUUAUCAGAAACUCAUUGUACUCAUAUUUAUGUGACUCUUCAUUUCAUACACGCUUGCUCAUGAGAGUUUACAUUAUUUAACAUUUCGCUGCUGUGCACCUAUAACUGGCACACUUGGAAAUAUUUUCGGAAUUGACUGUACAUAAUGCUGAUAUUUUCUUUUGUACUUCCCGAACAGUAGAUUACUACACAUUUCUUUAAAGGAUGGAAAAAUCAAAAAUUGCCGUCUUUAGGGCAUUUUAACCAAUGCCUGUUUUUAUGUCUCUUCGUGAUUUGAUGAUAUCAAUAGUUUCAAAUUACAUUCCUUUUUUUAAAUAUAGAAAUCAUGAGACGAUUGCUUUAAAAAAGAUUUUUAACAUGAAAUGUUUUGUCUGCUGUUAUCAACUUUGCGUUUAAGCAACAAAAAAAAAAGAGUUCAUAGUUGGAGUGGUUAGUAUGUGGUAAGUGUAAUAAGUGUGUGUCUUAACUUGGGAGCAUUGUGAAGGCUAUGCAUAUACUAAUCACAGCAUUACAGUGUUGACAAGUUAGGUUUGCCCCAACUAUAUUUUGAUUUUUUUUAUGCAUUUAAAAUAUUUGAUUUUAAAAUAUUAUACAGCAUUACUUUUUCAUAAUCAUCCAUUUAUGAUUUUGAAAAAAAAAAUCAUUGAAUGAAUCGCUACAGCAUCUCUGUUCCUCUCUUUGAGUUUAAUUUUUAUGAUUAUCAAUGGGGUUACUUAUAAAUUAACUGUGUUAUGCUCAAGCUCGUCAUUUGGAGAGGUUUGGGGGGUAGCAAUUGCCUUCCCCAGACACUAUGAUAAAUAAGUGAAUUUCUAUAUAUGUUGGCAUUUAUUUCCCCCCCCCCCCCCCAAUAUAUAGUGUGGCUCUCGCUACUUGAUGCUCGACUUAGAACAAGCUUAUUUAUGUUUGCGUUUAAAGAGGAAACAUUCUUAGAUUGGUUCGAAACCAAUAACCAUAAUCGAAUGCAAAUCAGCUUUCCUCGCCUUUUAUAUCAACAAAUGAAAGGGUUUAAGCCUCAUUAGAUUGAAAGUCAACUUUUCAGAGCCUAGAUCAUAAUUUGCAUUGAAUUAAUACCCCUAAACCCCUUUUGAAAAGUUUUUAAAUGAUAGACCUGGUUACUUUUUUACAAUACAAAUUUAUAUGUCUCACAAAAGUGAAAUUAAAAACAGCACAAAAUUAAGCUUACUUUAAAAAAAAAGAUUUUAUUUCUAUAUGUUCAGAUUAUUUGUUGUAUUUUGUAACAUUUGUAGGCUCCGCUAUUUUUUAAAAAAUAUGGCCUGUCCAUUCCCAUUCACAUUUCUCAAUCAUCAGUACAUUAGACAUAAUACCUUGUUACAAUUUCAAAAUAAAAUUUUCAUAUUUUUAUAAUUGAUGAACCAUCUUCAGCUUGAAAUUUUUUAAAUGUUGGUAUAAAAUUUUGAUUGUUAUGCAGAACAUUUUAAAAUGUUUAACUCACCUUCAUCUAGGUUUGAUUCUCACAUUGCCUCAUUAUAUCAUUUUUCAAAUGUACUUCAAAUUGAAAUUUUCUGUAAAUAAUUCUUUGAAUUUUAAACUUCAGCGCUAGAUGAACUUUUUAGUAAAUUAAACAUUGUACAAAACUGCAGGAAGAUGCAAUAAAAUGUAUAAUUUUUUGUUCAA
Messenger RNA from Uloborus diversus, 3993 nucleotides. RefSeq names its product aryl hydrocarbon receptor nuclear translocator homolog (gene tgo). Lineage: Eukaryota; Metazoa; Arthropoda; Arachnida; Araneae; Uloboridae. The transcript is spliced from 16 exons. Bases 359 to 2290 code for a protein of 643 amino acids. Gene Ontology annotation, biological process: regulation of transcription by RNA polymerase II. Gene Ontology annotation, cellular component: cytoplasm; aryl hydrocarbon receptor complex; nucleus. Gene Ontology annotation, molecular function: RNA polymerase II cis-regulatory region sequence-specific DNA binding; DNA-binding transcription factor activity, RNA polymerase II-specific; protein dimerization activity. The record is from RefSeq and is a predicted model, not a curated record.